Molecule: messenger RNA, 852 nt
Organism: Danio rerio (zebrafish)
Lineage: Eukaryota; Metazoa; Chordata; Actinopteri; Cypriniformes; Danionidae
Gene: hoxa11b
Product: homeobox A11b
Biological process (GO): regulation of transcription by RNA polymerase II; regulation of DNA-templated transcription
Cellular component (GO): nucleus
Molecular function (GO): DNA-binding transcription factor activity, RNA polymerase II-specific; DNA binding
Source: RefSeq, marked provisional
AUGAUGGAUUUUGAUGAGCGGGUACCCGUUGGGUCCAACAUGUAUUUGCCCGGCUGUACUUAUUACGUGUCUGGAACGGACUUUUCCAGCCUUCCUCCUUUUCUGCCCCAGACCCCGUCUUCUUGCCCCAUGACAUACUCAUACUCCACGUCCAGUUUGCCACAAGUUCAGAGCGUAAGAGAGGUAUCUUUCAGGGACUAUGCUAUUGACACGUCCAGUAAGUGGCACUCCAGGGGGAAUCUGCCACACUGCUACGCGACCGAAGACAUGGUGCACAGGGAGUGCCUGUCCAAUCCAGGGACUUUGGGAGACAUGCUAUCGAAAAAUAACUCGGUUCUCUACCACUCCAACUCGAGCCACACGUCCAACGUGUACGGCAGCGUGGGGAGGAACGGAGUGCUUCCUCAAGCCUUUGACCAGUUUUUCGAGACAGCAUACGGGAACGUGGAAAAUCAGCCGACUGAGCAUCCGGUGGACAGAGCAACCAGCAAGGCGCCUCCACCCGCAGAAUCGGGCAGCGACAGUUGUCGGGGAACAGAUGAGACCGAGCGGUGUGAAGAGACAAGCAGCCCGGAGCCAUCUUCCGGCAACAACGAAGAUAAAUUCAGCGGCAGCAGCAAUGGACAAAAGACACGGAAAAAAAGGUGCCCUUACACGAAAUAUCAGAUUAGAGAGCUGGAGAGAGAAUUUUUCUUCAGUGUUUACAUCAACAAAGAAAAAAGGCUACAGCUUUCCAGAAUGCUCAACCUCACUGACCGUCAGGUCAAAAUAUGGUUUCAAAACAGAAGGAUGAAAGAAAAAAAAAUGAAUAGAGACCGUCUGCAGUAUUAUACCACGAACCCUUUGCUUUAG